Molecule: messenger RNA, 663 nt
Organism: Hevea brasiliensis (rubber tree)
Lineage: Eukaryota; Viridiplantae; Streptophyta; Magnoliopsida; Malpighiales; Euphorbiaceae
Product: secreted RxLR effector protein 161-like
Exons: 3
Coding region: 1-663 (220 amino acids)
Source: RefSeq, a predicted model, not a curated record
AUGAAAGAAUUGGGGAAGUUGAAAUUUUUCUUAGGGAUUGAAGUAGCCAGAAACUCGAAUGGUAUUUUCUUGUGUCAACGUAAGUAUGAGUUGGAUGUAAUUUCAGAAGUUGGAUUACUGGGUUGCAAGCCAGCUAAAACUCCUCUUGAACAAAAUCACAAGCUGGCCCUUACCAAGAGUGAUGAUGUGGAUGACCCUGCUCAGUAUAGGCGUCUGGUGGGACGGCUUAUUUAUCUAACAAUAACUCAGCCCGAGUUGUCUUAUUGUGUGCAUAUUCUUGCUCAGUUCAUGCAACAACCGAAGAAAGCUCAUUGGGAAGCAGCUAUUAAAGUUGUGCAUUAUUUGAAAGGAAAUCCAGAUGAGGAGAUGGAGCACAUGUCCAAUAUUCCCUAUUCGAGUGCUGUUGGUAGCAUCAUGUAUUUGAAGGGUACUAUAGAUGUUAGUCUGACAUUUGAUAGGGCCAAGAUGAGUGAUUCAGUUGUUGGCUAUGUAGAUUCAGAUUUUGCAGGGGACUUAGACAAGAGAAGAUCUUUGAUAGGUUAUUUGUUUACUCUUUCAGGAAGUGCUAUGAGUUGGAAGGCAACAUUGCAAGCUACAGUUGCUUUGUCUACCAUAAAGACUGAAUAUAUGGCCUUAGCAGAGGCAGUGAAGGAAGUUUUAUAG